GCUUCUCAAAUUGAUAAGCAUCUGAAGAAUAGAAAGCACAUAUUAGAAGAAGAAGAAGAAGAAGAAGAACAUGUAUCAUCCGUCCAGAGGUGGUGUUCGGGGUGGCCGAGAUCAGUUCAGCUGGGAUGAAGUGAAAGUUGAUAAACAUCGCGAGAAUUAUCUAGGUCACAGUAUCAAGGCCCCUGUAGGAAGAUGGCAGAAAGGGAAAGAUCUUCACUGGUACACCCGUGAUAAAAAUUCCGAGGCUGCAGAUAAGGAAGCCAUGAAAGAAGAAAUACGAAGAAUUAAGGAGGAAGAGGAGCAGGCCAUGAGGGAGGCGUUAGGCUUGGCUCCCAAGCGCGCUACACGAGUUCAAGGCAAUCGCUUAGAUAAGCAUGAAUUUUCUGAACUUGUUAAACGAGGCUCUACUGCUGAAGAUUUGGGAGCGGGGCAUGCUGAAGCAGCUAGGGUCCAUGGUCUUGGGUUUUCAAGAGAACCUCGUGCUUGGGAAGAGUCAAGUCUGCCAAAUGGUUUGCAAGCCAUACCGCUUGAGAAUGUGGACGUGUCCAUGCCUAGCGCCCCUGCCAGGAGUGAUGAAGAUGACUCAGGGGAUGAAAAUCGCAGGAAGAAAAGGAGGCACGAAGAAAAUAAACGUGAGAAGCAUGACAGGCGAGGAAAACAACAUUCUCAUUCUCGCAAUUCUGAUGAGAAGAAGAAACGGAAAAAGGACAAGGAAAAGAGAAGACAUGAUUCUGACUAAAAUGGACAGCAUUUGUGUAGAUGUAUCAUGAUUUUAAAUGCGUUAGCACUGAUUGUCUAUUCAUUCGGGAAGUGGAAUUUACAUUCUGAAUGCAUCUUUUGAAUUUUGUGGAAUACUAAAAGCUUUAGAUCUUAUGUUUGGAGCUUUUGGACUUUUUUUUCCCCCUUUCCUGGGUGGUGUUAUGGAAGCUUUACAACCCACUAUAUUGAAACUA
Molecule: messenger RNA, 953 nt
Organism: Coffea eugenioides
Lineage: Eukaryota; Viridiplantae; Streptophyta; Magnoliopsida; Gentianales; Rubiaceae
Product: multiple myeloma tumor-associated protein 2 homolog
Exons: 4
Coding region: 71-739 (222 amino acids)
Source: RefSeq, a predicted model, not a curated record